UCCCUCCUUCCUCUCCCUCCCUGUGUUCCCUGUUUCCCUGUUUUCCCGGGAAGGCGACGCUCUGCUGGACGCGGGUGAGUCCAUGAAGCGCCUGGCUGAGGUGAAGGAUUCCCUGGACAUCGAAGUCAAACAGAACUUUAUUGAUCCCCUGCAGAACCUCUGUGACAAAGACCUGAAGGAGAUCCAGGCCUCAGCAUCCCGGGAAAGCCCUUUGGUGCCUCACUGGGGGACACAGAACUCUGGAGUGCAGAUCCAUGCAAAGCACAGCCAGGCUCUGGAAUGGGAUCUGUCCCAACCCCUCAUUCCCAAGGCAGCUCUCUCGAGUGAAUUUUCACUCCCAGUGGUGCCCCAGCCGGUUCCUCCCCUCCGGUGCCCCAAAUCCCAAACCUUCUCCUCAUCCCCUGCUGCUCCGUUUUCCCGGUUUGCUGCUGUGCCCUGGGGGCAGUGUGGGGUGUCCUGUGCCUCCUGUGCCAGGGGGCACAGCCAUUCCCACCCGGUGUUCCCGCAGAUCGAGCAGGUGAGCCAGCUCUCGGCGCUGGUGGACGCCCAGCUGGACUAUCACCGCCAGGCCGUGCAGAUCCUGGACGAGCUGGCCGAGAAACUCAAACGCAGGAUGAGGGAGGCCUCCUCCCGCCCCAAGCGGGAAUACAAGCCCAAGCCCAGGGAGAGCUACGACUUCGGAGAGAGCGACCAGUCCAACGGGGGCUUCUCCUGCAACCCCACCCCCAAAGUCUCAGCUUCCUCCUCUUUCCGGUCGGACAAACCUUCCCGGGCCUCCGUCAGGAGUAUCCGUGAGUUUCCUGCUCUGCGCUGCAUGAUGUGGGAAUUCUCCCAUCCCUCCUCCUCCUCUUCUUCCUCUUCCUCUUCCUCCUCCUCCUCUUCCCAGCUUGGAGCUGCUCAUCCCUCCGUGCUGAGCCCGAGCUAAGCCUGACCUAAACCCUAAACUAACCCAGCCACGCUCCAGUGGGAUUUUCCCACCCCAAAACCGGCUCACCCGGCGGGGCUGGAGCAGCUCCCGUCACACGGGCACAUCCCGAUGCUUUUCCAGGAGGGAUCAGACCUCUCGAGGGUUUUUCCAAGCGCCCAGCCUGGGUUUUUCCCGGGAAGGCUGGAGGGAGCAGGCAGAGCCUCGGCACAGUGGAGUUUGUGGGUCCUGCUUUGGGAUCCCUUUGGGAUCUCGGGGCCCUUUGGGAUCCCAGCUUGGAGCUGUGGUGGUGGGAAAGGCUCGUGGUGGUGGAGCAGGAGGAGCCUGGAGCAGGGAUGUGGGGAUUUGGGGAUUUGGGAAGUUGUCUUGGCUGCUGCUUUCGGUGCCUGGAGGGGCUCUUGGCAAGCUGGGUCAUUCCUGGCUGUGGAAUCAUGGAAUCAUGGAAUGAUUUGGGUUGAAGGGAGCUUCAAGACCACCCAGUUCCACCCACCUUCCACCAGACCAGGUUGCUCCAAGUCUCAUCCAACCUGUCCCUUGUGGUUUUCCAUCCAAGCAGGAGCUCAAAUCCGGGAUAUCCAAAGGAUGCCUUAAUAGCAAAGCCGCCCUCGUUACAACAACCUCCACUGGGACACGCUGGGAAAUCACAU
Molecule: messenger RNA, 1572 nt
Organism: Lepidothrix coronata (blue-crowned manakin)
Lineage: Eukaryota; Metazoa; Chordata; Aves; Passeriformes; Pipridae
Product: endophilin-A2-like
Exons: 5
Cellular component (GO): cytoplasm
Molecular function (GO): protein binding
Source: RefSeq, a predicted model, not a curated record